UCAUAGUGAGCGGAGACGUGAGAUUUUUUAUAGCACGGAUGUGGCAACAAACUCUCAACGGGCUCUAACCGUGGAUGCCCUAAGUUUUCAGGAACCUUGGCGCUGCCCUCUUCUCUCUCUCCCUCUGGAUCUUUGCCGCAAAGAUGCUCUUCUUCUCGUACUUCAAGGAGUUGGUAGGUAAAGAAGUGACGGUGGAGCUGAAGAACGAUCUCGCCAUCAGAGGAACCCUCCACUCCGUCGACCAAUACCUCAACAUCAAGCUUGAGAACAUCAAAGUCGUAGACGAAGGCAAAUACCCGCACAUGUUAUCAGUACGCAACUGUUUUAUCAGAGGGUCAGUGGUUCGGUAUGUCCAGCUCCCCCCGGACGGUGUGGACGUCGAUAUCCUCCAUGAUGCGACAAGGAGAGAAGCCCGUGGAAGUUGACUUGCGGAACUAAUAGUUUUCUAAUAGCACACCUCCUGCUGGCUUUGGAUUUUGUUGACUCUUGUAUUUGCCAGACAUUAUGUUGUGAGGUAGCCUAAAAUUUCCCUUCAUAUCGAAUUCCAAGUUUUCACUACUCAGUUGUUUUGCUACUGGAAUACGUCCAGGAGUUUUAUAUUUUAUUAAACAAGUAGCGUGUGGCCGACGAGUUGUUUUCCA
Zingiber officinale is the source of this 641-nucleotide messenger RNA. Its product is annotated as sm-like protein LSM2. The record is from RefSeq and is a predicted model, not a curated record. Gene Ontology annotation, molecular function: RNA binding. The coding region runs from base 144 to 425 and encodes 93 amino acids. The transcript is spliced from 3 exons. Lineage: Eukaryota; Viridiplantae; Streptophyta; Magnoliopsida; Zingiberales; Zingiberaceae. Gene Ontology annotation, cellular component: catalytic step 2 spliceosome; U4/U6 x U5 tri-snRNP complex; Lsm1-7-Pat1 complex. Gene Ontology annotation, biological process: mRNA splicing, via spliceosome.